Messenger RNA from Sarcophilus harrisii (Tasmanian devil), 579 nucleotides. It is a transcript of the gene ATP5MK, whose product is annotated as ATP synthase membrane subunit DAPIT. Lineage: Eukaryota; Metazoa; Chordata; Mammalia; Dasyuromorphia; Dasyuridae. The coding region runs from base 268 to 444 and encodes 58 amino acids. The record is from RefSeq and is a predicted model, not a curated record. The transcript has 4 exons.
GAGGGGACGAGGGAAGAGGGGGCGGGAAAUCAACAACGGAUGGAGAAAGGCGUUCUAACUCCAACCAAUCGACGACGAGAAUUGCCAUUCUCUGGUCCUAUUAGCGGGCGUCGAGGCAAGCUCUUCCGGGUCGGGGUUGGGGAAGGGUCUGUGGCAGCGGACAGUGAAGGGCAGCGGCUGCGGCGUAUACAUCUGUGGGCUGAGUAAAUUGUGGACGAUCCCGGACCUCUAACUUCUUUUUCCGGGCACUUCACACGGAUUUCAAUUAUGGCAGGUCCAGAAGCUGACGGUCAGUAUCAGUUCACUGGUUUUAAGAAAUACUUCAAUUCAUACACCCUUACUGGCAGAAGGAAUUAUGUACUGGCCACUUAUGGAGGAAUCGCUUUGCUCAUACUUUACUUCAAGACAAGAUCUAAAAAAACUCCAGCUGUAAAAGAAACAUAAAUGGAGUCCCAAUGUGUGUGUGUGUGUGUAUGUGUAUACUUUGUCCAACAUCAAGUUCCCUGGCUGAAGGAAGAUCUGCUGUCAAUUUAGCAUGUGAUCUACAUAGUUCUUGAAAUAAAACAUGAACUCAGAAAA